UUCCGGAAGGUGAUUGGUGUUACUCUUGUGUCUACUUAGCUUACUUUUUUCCUGUGCUAUCCACUUCUUUGUAGAAAAGUUAAACCAACUUAAAGCGUGUCUCUCUACCUCAACUGUUACAACAUGGCGGGGAAUUUCUGGCAAAGUUCUCAUUAUCUCCAGUGGGUUCUGGACAAACAGGACCUGAUGAAAGAGCGCCAGAAGGACCUGAAGUUUCUCUCUGAAGAAGAAUACUGGAAGCUACAGAUUUUCUUUGCAAAUGUGAUUCAGGCUUUGGGGGAACACCUGAAGCUGCGGCAGCAGGUCAUCGCCACAGCAACUGUCUACUUCAAACGCUUCUAUGCCAGGUAUUCUUUGAAAAGUAUAGAUCCAGUGCUCAUGGCACCUACCUGUGUAUUCCUGGCUUCCAAAGUUGAGGAAUUUGGAGUUGUGUCAAAUACAAGGCUAAUCUCUGCAGCAACAUCUGUGUUAAAAACAAGAUUUUCCUAUGCGUUUCCAAAGGAAUUUCCCUACAGAAUGAAUCAUAUAUUAGAAUGUGAGUUUUAUCUCCUGGAGUUGAUGGACUGUUGCCUGAUAGUGUACCACCCAUACAGACCACUGCUGCAGUAUGUGCAGGAUAUGGGACAGGAGGACAUGCUGCUGCCCCUGGCCUGGCGAAUAGUGAACGACACAUACAGGACGGAUCUGUGCCUGCUCUACCCUCCCUUCAUGAUCGCCUUGGCCUGCCUGCAUGUGGCCUGUGUGGUGCAGCAGAAAGAUGCCAGGCAGUGGUUUGCAGAACUCUCUGUUGACAUGGACAAAAUCCUAGAAAUUAUCCGAGUCAUCCUGAAGCUCUACGACCAGUGGAAAAACUUUGAUGACAGAAAGGAGAUAGCAGCUGUGCUGAAUAAGAUGCCUAAACCCAAGCCUCCUCCUAACAGUGAAAGUGACCAGAGCUCAAACGGCAACCAAAGCAACUCCUACAGCCAAUCUUAGCGCCACAUCUAUGUUUCCAGGUCUGCUCAUAAUGUCGACGUAGAGAGGAGUGGAUCUCAUAAAACAAGGUGUCAGCUUGAAGGAAAGAAUUCAAUUAUCAGCAGAUCAUUUGGAGAGCCCUGUCUUCAAUUUCCUUUUCUCUCAUCGUAACGGAUUUGUGGAUCAGAUGAGCUGCUAUUUAGCUGCCUGUAGGAAAAGCUGAUGAGACCAGGCUCUCUGCUCUGCUUCAGACUUGAAAUGAACAAAAACUGAGGAACUUUUGAGGAGACCUGGGGAUGUUGGACAGGAGAACAGAUGUGAUGGUUCAGUAGAAACCUGUUUUAAUGUCAUUGUGAUGAUCCUGACAUCCUUGAACGGCCCAGAGGAGCUAGUCCUCUUGCAGAGCUCUGUGGGAUUCGAGAAUACUUGAUCACAAAUACUGUGCGUCUGUGUAUAUUUUUGUGUUUAAGAGUGUGCGAGCGGGGUGUGUUUUCAUUCCUCAGGGACUACAGUAGUCUUUCUCUGUGAUAUGAUUUGAUCCAGUGCUGUCAGAGUGGGUCUGAUGUGAUGUAAGGGGGCACCCUGCAAGACUUGUGCUGUUUGAUUGCAAAGAGAGACAAAAAUAAUUCUGACUCGAAGAAUUUACUGUUUUGAUCAUGACCUCUUCCUUCCUGGUCUCUUUUUUUCUUUUGUAAAUAGCCUUGUAAUGGUCUUCAUUCAUUUUAUUUCCUUGUUUUGCUGGAAAAAAAACACAAAUCGUGAUUUAUUUAGUGCUACCGAUUAAAGUGCCCAUUUUUUUUCACUGUCAUACUUCAGUUCCCCUGCUGCAUUAUUUUUCUGCUUUAGUUGUAGAUUAAAUUUCCUGUAUAAAGCUUUUUGUAAAUGUGUUUUUAAUUUCUCAUGGAGAGGCUUUUUUGAGUAAAUUCUACAUUUAUCUGUAAAGUUUGUGUUGUAAUUUCUUAUUUUUAAUCUUUCUUUUGCCAUCUAUUUAAUAUCUAAAUUUUGGGGAUAUGUAUGUGUAUGAACCUGUAAAUGUCUAUUUUUGUGAUGUAUUACUGUGUGAGCUGAGUGUGGCUGUAAACAGAAGAAGGUGCUUGUAAGCCUUACAAAAUAAAAGCUGCUGGUUACAGAGAAAAGCCUUCAUCAAAAGCACAUUGUCCCAUUCAGGUGAAGUGUGAGAUGUGUUUUAUGGAUUGGAUUUUUUUCAUUGCUGAGAUGCAUCUAUAACUUCUCCCUCAGUGGCUUUCCAUUCACCUAAUUUCUGUCAAUCUGGAAGAACACUGAGUUAAAGACCCACCCAUGCUAAGUCAAAGAGACAAAGAAGCCCUCGGAGGCAUCUUGGAUGCAGCCCUGCUCUGUUUUCUGGUCUUGUGUUUUCCAGCCCUUCAGCAGCCUCCAUCUGUUACAUGACUGUUCACAUGAAUGAGUGAGACUAUAAAAAAGGGCUUCACCCAACCUAAAUAUUCCUGCUAGGUCUGAUAACAUCAAUUCUCCAAUAUGUUUUAUUACUACUUGAAAGUUUAUUUGUUUAUCAUUUUAAAGAUCUUUUAUGGUAAUAAAAUGUAUGGUGUG
Cheilinus undulatus (humphead wrasse) is the source of this 2526-nucleotide messenger RNA. It is a transcript of the gene ccnc, whose product is annotated as cyclin C. The coding region runs from base 124 to 975 and encodes 283 amino acids. Gene Ontology annotation, biological process: positive regulation of transcription by RNA polymerase II. The record is from RefSeq and is a predicted model, not a curated record. The transcript is spliced from 12 exons. Gene Ontology annotation, molecular function: cyclin-dependent protein serine/threonine kinase regulator activity. Gene Ontology annotation, cellular component: nucleus; mediator complex. NCBI's taxonomy places the organism in Eukaryota, Metazoa, Chordata, Actinopteri, Labriformes, Labridae.